AUGAUGUCACUAGAAAAAGAAAAACUAAUUCAUCUUAUUUUUUCCUCAAAAGAUGCUGGUCCCAGGUCAGCCACAGGUAAAGAUGGACGAUCUCAGUUUGGUUUGGAUUCCUUUUCUUCAUCCAAGACUACUACCUCAACUCCAAAGCUUUUCAACAGUCUGUUACUUGGCCCUGGGUCUUCCAGUAACAAAACAGAGGGAUCCAGCCUCAGAGAUCUACUGAAUUCUGGCUCAGCAAAGCUGCCACCAGGGGCUCCAGAGUCUGGCAUUCCGUUUCCACCAGUUUUUCCAUCCCCCACAGCAGGUGGUAAAGGGAAAGCUGGCCUGCCAAACUUUCUAGAUCACAUCAUUGCGUCUGUUGUGGAGAACAAGAAGACCACUGAGCCAGUAAAAAAGGCAAACAAUUCUACAGAGUCACAGAAGGAAGUGAAAGAAACUGUGAUUGGUCUAAGUGUUCUGGAUCCAAAUACAUCCCAUUCAUGGCUGUGUGAUGGCAGACUCCUUUGCUUGCACAAUCCAAGUGAUAAGAACAACUGGAAAAUAUUCAGGGAAUGCUGGAAACAGGGGCAGCCAGUUCUUGUGUCUGGAGUACAGAAAAAGCUAGAAACAGAUCUUUGGAAACCAGAAGCCUUCAGCAGUGAGUUUGGAGAUCAGGAUGUUGACCUGGUAAACUGCAGGAAUUGUGCUAUCAUUUCUGAUGUGAAAGUUCGUGACUUUUGGGAUGGUUUUGAAAUCAUCAGUAAACGUUUGAGGGCAGAAGAUGGACAGCCAAUGGUUUUGAAGCUUAAGGACUGGCCACCAGGAGAAGAUUUCCGGGACAUGAUGCCAGCAAGGUUUGAAGAUUUGAUGGAAAAUCUUCCUUUACCAGAGUACACUAAAAGAGAUGGAAAACUGAAUCUUGCCUCCCGCCUUCCUGACUACUUUGUACGACCUGACUUGGGUCCAAAAAUGUAUAAUGCAUAUGGUCUUACUUCAACAGAAGAUAGAAAGGUUGGUACAACAAAUCUCCACCUUGACGUUUCAGAUGCUGUAAAUGUUAUGGUCUAUGUUGGAAUCCCAGAUGGGCAAGGGCACCAAGAAGGUGAGGCAGAUUUCACUGGAACAAAAGAGGUGAUGAUGACAAUAGCAGAAGGAGAUGUGGAUGAACUCACACAGCAUCGGAUCCAUGAAGGAAAGGAAAAGCCAGGUGCACUUUGGCACAUAUAUUCUGCUAAAGAUGCAGAAAAAAUCCGGGAGAUGCUGAGAAAGGUUGGAGAGGAGCAAGGUCAGGAAAAUCCUCCAGAUCAUGACCCAAUCCAUGAUCAAAGCUGGUAUUUGGAUCAGACACUGCGCAGACGACUUUUAGAAGAGUAUGGAGUCCAAGGCUGGGCAAUAGUGCAGUUUUUGGGGGAUGCUGUGUUUAUUCCUGCGGGUGCCCCACAUCAGGUGCAUAAUUUGUACAGCUGUAUUAAAGUUGCAGAAGAUUUUGUGUCACCUGAACAUGUACGACACUGUUUUCGCCUAACUCAGGAGUUCCGACAUCUGUCCACCACACAUUCAAAUCAUGAAGAUAAACUACAGGUUAAAAACAUUAUUUACCAUGCAGUGAAAGAUGCAGUAGGAACAUUAAAGGCCCAUGAAUCUAAACUGGCGAAAUCCUAGAAUCUGUAUUUGCUGCUGAUCUGUUGGCUGUUCAGUUAUCCAGUACAUACUGGGAACUCUUAAGUGCUACGAUGGACAAUACUGCCUGAAUCGCUGCACUGCUUACUGGGAGAAGGUGCUGCAGUAUUAACACACAAACUAUUCCAGAUCACACGGUGUUUCCUUUGUGCUGCCUCCUAGUGAUGGUAGAAGAGAGUGGCAAAGUAUCUGUAGUUGAAGUAAACCGCAUCCCUUUGCUCUGGGGCUUUGAUGAGAUCUGAACAGAGAGGUCAGACUCCCACUUUUACAGAAAGAAGUGAACUACAAGAACAGUUCUUCUGGUGUCUUACUGCUACUUAUCUGUGAAUGGGUUAAACUUGAUGUUAAUCCUGUUUUUAAUGAGAAAGGGUGAUCCUCAUCUUGCCAUGCAUUUCCUGGUGCUACAUUUAUAUGUUGUACAUUGGAUUCGGGAACAACUUUCAAAGUGGGAUAUGACAUCUUAAAACAUAGCCCCUCAUUCUAAUAGGCAUUGGUUAAUACUGUAAAAAGUCCCGCAGUAUAGAGAAAAUAAGAUUUUAUUAUACAAGAAAGGGUUAGAAAAUUAUGCAUUAGAAAUCUCUAGACGUUUGUAGUGAAACAUUAUUCUUGCCUGAAAAUUGAGCUGUUUAGAUCACUGAUUGCCGCAGUUGGAAUUGUAAAUUGUUGCAGAGGGGCACAUUGCAUUCUUCAGUCUUCCUUUUAGAGGGAUACAAAAUUCCACAAAGGAAUAAUUUACUUGAUGUGGCUAUGCUCAGCAGGACAACUUGUAUUCUUUGAGAGGUGCACAGCCACUAUCCCAGCUUUCCUGGAAACCAUCCUUGCAUAGCAGUAGGGUUGAGGCCUGACCCUGCUAUUUUACUACAGUGACGUACAGGCUGUCGCUUAGACGCAUGCUGCUUGAUCUGACGCUGAUAAAAAGGCAGAUGAUCACAGACUUUUCGAGGCUGACUUAGUCAUCUGUAAAUUCUCAAUGGAACUGGUAAAGCAUUUGGAACUCGAGAGCAAAAGCAGAAGUCCGAAGACUGGUCUGUCCAGUAAGCACACUGAAAAAGCUUCUUUACGAACUGUGUCAUUUGGUACUGUUGUACCAAGUGUAGUUCUGUUUAUACAUUUAUGGUUAUUUCAUUUUUUAAUAAAAGCUCUUAAAAGAAAAAAA
Protopterus annectens (West African lungfish) is the source of this 2815-nucleotide messenger RNA. RefSeq names its product lysine-specific demethylase 3B-like. Gene Ontology annotation, biological process: regulation of transcription by RNA polymerase II. The transcript is spliced from 12 exons. Gene Ontology annotation, molecular function: histone H3K9 demethylase activity; chromatin DNA binding; transcription coregulator activity. Gene Ontology annotation, cellular component: chromatin; histone deacetylase complex. The coding region runs from base 1 to 1641 and encodes 546 amino acids. NCBI's taxonomy places the organism in Eukaryota, Metazoa, Chordata, Ceratodontiformes, Protopteridae. The record is from RefSeq and is a predicted model, not a curated record.